Molecule: messenger RNA, 171 nt
Organism: Gloeophyllum trabeum ATCC 11539
Lineage: Eukaryota; Fungi; Basidiomycota; Agaricomycetes; Gloeophyllales; Gloeophyllaceae
Exons: 1
Source: RefSeq, a predicted model, not a curated record
GUGCGCAAAGCGGUGGAACACAAACUCGCGCUGCUACACGAAGCUGGAUACGUGCACGGCGACGUGCGCGACGUGAACGUGUUGGUGUGCGGCGCCGACGGAUCCGGAGAAAAGGAUGUCCUGCUUGUCGACUGGGACUGGGCGGGCCGGGGCGCGGAGGCACGGUAUCCA